AUGGGGAAGUACUGUGCACACUAUUUACACUCCAUUGAAAAUUGCUACAUAAUCGCAGUAUUUACUAUUUUGCAUUCUUUGUAUGAAGUGAAAAGUAUUUGCAUGAUAAUGUGUGUUCAUUGUGACAGUAAAUUAAUAUUUUAUUAUUUAAGAGAAAUAUAUAUGAACUUUCUUUUUGUUAAUCUUCAUCAAAGAAUGCAAAAUAAAAGUGAAAUCCUUGCCCUUUCUUUACUUCUUGCAGUAGCAGUGAAGAUGAGAUACUUUAAACAAAGAACAUUGAAUUUUUUUCUGAUAAACAAGAACAUUAUUUGA
Molecule: messenger RNA, 312 nt
Organism: Gryllus bimaculatus (two-spotted cricket)
Lineage: Eukaryota; Metazoa; Arthropoda; Insecta; Orthoptera; Gryllidae
Source: the annotation of a GenBank genome assembly